Molecule: messenger RNA, 1551 nt
Organism: Benincasa hispida (wax gourd)
Lineage: Eukaryota; Viridiplantae; Streptophyta; Magnoliopsida; Cucurbitales; Cucurbitaceae
Product: PHD finger protein ING1-like
Source: RefSeq, a predicted model, not a curated record
UCUAGGGCUUGAUGGUCGUUGCAUCAAUGGCGGGAAGAUUCGGGGAUAAGAAAUCCGCCAAAAUUCACUGACAUCUUUUUUCUUUUUUCCCGAUUUAAAUCCUUUGAUAUUCAUUUUCAUUUUCCUCACAUGUCUUUCCUCGAAGAAUUUCAAGCCAACCUGGAAUCAAUACCCAAUAUUCUUCAAAAGAAGUACGCUUUACUGCGUGAUUUAGAUCAAAGUUUGCAAGGACUAGUAAAACAGAAUGAGCAACGCUGUGAGCAAGAAAUUGAGGAUAUUAAGCGGGGAGUUAAAUGUGGUAAUAUUACUCCCGAUACUUCACUCAUCAGAUUCUCCGAUGAAGCUCUUGAUGAGCAGAAGCAUAGCAUCAGAAUUGCCGAUGAGAAAGUUGCCCUUGCUGUUCAGGCAUAUGAUUUGGUAGAUACCCACAUACAACAGCUUGACCAGUAUUUGAAGAAUUUUGAUGAAAAGCUUCGUCAAGAAAGAGGAAGUGCUGCUGCAACUGGGUUACCAACUUCAAGUGUGGAUGGUAACACAAAAUCUGGACGGGGAACAGAAGGUGGUAGAGGUGGGCGUAAAAAAAGAAAUGGCCAAGCUGCGGCUGCAGCUGCUGUUACAGAAGCACCAACUGCUGCAACUCCCACAGGAAUGGAACUUGAAUUACCAGUUGAUCCAAACGAACCAACUUACUGUCUAUGCAACCAAGUUAGUUACGGGGAGAUGGUUGCCUGUGAUAACCCUAAUUGCAAGAUUGAAUGGUUUCAUUUUGGCUGUGUUGGUCUAAAAGAACAACCAAAAGGAAAAUGGUACUGUUCGGAUUGUGCAGGCUCAAAAGGUCGCCGAAAAGGCAGAUAAUACAGGUAUCAAUCAGGAGUCUGCUGUCUUAAUUUAUAUGAAAUACAUUAGAUUCAAAUGUCACUGCAGAUCCUGAUCAGCUAGUCAAUAGAUUACUUACAAUCCAUGUGAAUACGGUUUUUUGCUUUAAUGCUGUUUUUAGUGGCCAAAAAGUUUUGAAUUUGUAGAAUCUUUGACAGUAGCUCCAAAUCAUUAGGGCCCCUUCUCCCCUUCUCCAUCCUAGGGUCUGCCAGGAAGGGUCAACUCAUGAGAAUUGAAGUUUGCCUUCAGACCAUUGGAGGAUACACAAUAAAACACUGCUUUUCACUGUAAAACACACCGAUUGGGAUUGAAACCAGAACCGGAACUGCAUGGUUGGGGAUAAAAAUGGAGAUGCCUGGACAUCUUUGGAUGUUCGUUAUGAAGGGACAUGAGGUAUCCAAUUUUUACUCAUCUGUCUGUCCCAUAUUUGUUACCCAACUAAGUAUAAUUUAUGUGUAGAGGGUUCAUUUCUGUAAAUUAAUUUGUCCAAUAUAGUUAUUUCGAGUUCAGUUGAUGUUUAAUGAAUAUGUAUGUAUUGCAUUCAAUAUGAAGAACUGAAUUAGGUCAUAUAACAAUAAGAUAGUGUUUCGUAGAUGAGUGAAUGACAUUAUCUGAUUAUCUGAUUGUCAUAUUCUUUAUAUAAGAUAUAUUCGAGCAGCUUCGCUCCAUUCCCAC